Messenger RNA from Formica exsecta, 2020 nucleotides. Its product is annotated as homeobox protein B-H2-like. Gene Ontology annotation, cellular component: nucleus. Bases 252 to 1814 code for a protein of 520 amino acids. NCBI's taxonomy places the organism in Eukaryota, Metazoa, Arthropoda, Insecta, Hymenoptera, Formicidae. The transcript has 3 exons. Gene Ontology annotation, biological process: regulation of transcription by RNA polymerase II; animal organ development. The record is from RefSeq and is a predicted model, not a curated record. Gene Ontology annotation, molecular function: DNA-binding transcription factor activity, RNA polymerase II-specific; RNA polymerase II cis-regulatory region sequence-specific DNA binding.
AUAAGCGUCAAGAAUGUCAGGUAAUUACGUGCUCGUCGCACACAUAGAAGAGGAGAAGUGAUUCAGAGAUUGAGUCUAUCCGGAAUUACAGUGAAGUGAAAUUGAAUUAGUGAGGGCACGAUCUUCUUGGCGUAGACUACGUCGUCACCGUCGGCAAGAUUCUGUCUCCCAGGUACCGGGCAAGUCCUGGGGUGGCGACAGAGGCACCUGCAGGUGCCCGUAGCCCGAAGGAACCACCUGCGUCUACCGUGAUGACGGUCCAUCACCAGCAGAACCACCACGUGGCCGCUCUCAGUGGCGUUGCCGUGGCCAAUAACGGCCUGAAUCUCAGCAGGAUGUCCGGCCUGGAGGCGCAUCGGCUGGAAAACAUGGUCGAUCGAAACGGCGUCGCCAUCGAACGUCUUUCCAACGGGUUGGACUCGCGCAAUAACAAUCUAAACAACAACAACAAUAACAACAAUGGGCUGGAAAGGGGCGACGCUUCAACGACGAUGCCGCAGAGAUCGAGGUUUAUGAUCACCGAUAUCCUGGGCGGCGCGUCUAGCAAGAUGCACCAGUCCGGCCAGGAGCCACCCGGAAGUCCACCCUCGACGCCGCGGGACCUUAGUGUCAGGCAUCAGUCCAGAACGUCCUUGAGCACCAGUAAUCUAGACGAGGACAGCGACGCCAGCCACCACGACGGCGCUUCCGUUACGUCCAAUGGUGGCAAAGAGGAUGAUCCUAAAAGCUCGUCUUCGAGUUCCCUGGGCUCCGCACAAAGUAAGAAACAGCGUAAAGCGCGUACGGCGUUCACGGAUCACCAGCUUCAAACUCUGGAGAAGAGCUUUGAGAGGCAAAAGUAUCUAAGCGUGCAGGACAGGAUGGAGCUAGCGGCGAAACUGCAGCUGACGGACACGCAAGUGAAAACGUGGUACCAAAACAGAAGAACGAAAUGGAAGCGACAAACGAUCGUGGGCUUCGAGAUCAUGGCUGAGAACAAUUUCGCUGUCGCCGCCUUUCAGCAGUUGUACGGCAGCGGCGCCGCGACCAUCCCCGCGCAUCCCGCAGCAGGACGUUACUGGCAGUACGCUCCUAGCGCGCACACAUUGCCCGCGAAUGGAUUCUUCUAUCAGCAAGCGUCGGCCGCAGCGACUCUACAAAAACCGCUCCCCUAUCGUCUGUACCCGCCCACGAUGAUUCUGGCCGGACCGAGCAAUCCCCUCGGUUCGUUGACGGCGAGCUCCAGCCUGUCGUCCCUCAGCAACUAUUACAGGGACAGCCCGGAAAUAGUUGACGGCCGGGAGUCGACGAGAAAGAGAGAUAGGAGCAAAAGCCCGGAGUCAAGGGACCGAUCGCCGACUAGGAAACAGACGAGACUGUAUCCGCUGUCGAUGAUGCAGGCAGGUCCCAGCAAUCCUCUCGGCACCCUGACGGCGACGUCAAAUCUCCCCAACAUGAACAACUAUUACAGGGGCAGCCCAGAAGAGCUGGUGGAGGGCAGAGAGAACGUGGACAGGUCGAGAAAGCAAGAGAGGAGUAAGAGCCCGGACUCUAGGGACAGAUCACCCCUAAGAAAGGACACCAGAGCUUAUCCCCCCGCUAUGAUUCAAGCGGGUCCAAGCAACCCGCUCGGCUCCCUCGCGGCCAGCUCGAAUUUAUCGAAUUUGAACAACUAUUACCGGGAUAGCCCAGAGAUAGUAGAUGGGAGGGAAGGUAUAAACCGGACGCGACAGCGGGACAGAAGCCAGAGCCAGGACAGAUCGCCCAUCCAGAGGGAGGACAGUCCUCGGAGCGUGAGGGCCGACAGCGAUGACGAGAGCAUACACGAUAUCUAGGACAUGGAGAUCCCUAAUAUCGCCGAUAGUACAUCAGGAAUGCUGCACGAUGGCGAGGGAAAGGAGGACGAGUGUAUCUUGCAAAAUAAUUAAGAAAUGAAGCUACACAAUUUCUUUGCAAAGGACUCUGAAAGAAUAUCUUUGGAGAGAUGGUUGAGAGGAGUCGAGAAGAAUAUCGUACCAGGAUUGUUGAGGGAAGUAUAAUC